AUGUCUGAAUCAUCUGCACCCCCCGCCGCCACGACGACCGAGAAACGGCAGCAGCAGCACCCCCACCAAAUGCAGCCACAGGCUGCCAUGAGCGCCGGCGGCGCAAGCAAUACCAGCAACAGCUCUUCCCGUCGCGCCGCAGCUUCGUCCGCGGCCUCGUCCUCCAACUCGGCCAGCCGAGCCACGCCCGCGACGACCCUGAGCGCCCGCAACGCCGCCGCGCAUCUUCCUCCUCCUCCUCCUCCGCAGCAGCAGCAGCAGGGCCACCCGCCGCCGCCGCCGCCGCCGCCGCCGCCACUCCUCGAGACGCUGCCGUCCGCGGAGACGCAGCGGCACAUUGCCGAGGCCCGCGCCGCCGUGGUCGCGUCCAUGGGCAACAUGCUCGACACGGAGCUGCAGGGCCGCGCGGCCGUCCUGCACGAAAACGCGGGCGCGCUGGACAAGCAGGAGCGGGACGUGCUGGCGGCGACCGAUGCCCUGCGCCGGGAGCGCGAGAAGCUGGCGCGCGAGGCCGACGCUGCGGCGCGCCGGCUCAAGGAGGUGGGCAACGUGCAGAACUGGGCCGAGGUGCUGGAGCGCAACUUUCUGGUGCUGGAGGAGACGGUGCGGCUGGCGACUGGUGGUGGUGGCGACAGCGACGGGUACGGGUCAUGGUCCUCCCGGUCGAGGUCGGGGAGCGUGUGCAGCUGCAGCGACUGCGGGCGGACGCUGGACGGAGGGAUGGGGGGUGAGGGAGAGGGGAUGGAGGAUGGGGGCAAGAUGGAUGUGGAUGGUGGUGAUGGAAAGGAAGAGCGCGUGGAGGACAAGGGCAAGGGGAAAGAGGUCGAUGUGGCCAUGGACGGCCUGGAGGUCAUGUCGGAGGCGAGUCGGAGCUUCUUCGAUGGAGAGUCGAGCACUGCGGAUGGUACCGGCAGGGCCAAAAACUCGGAGACGGCGUCGCUAUCGACAUCAUGUUGA
Molecule: messenger RNA, 957 nt
Organism: Akanthomyces muscarius
Lineage: Eukaryota; Fungi; Ascomycota; Sordariomycetes; Hypocreales; Cordycipitaceae
Exons: 1
Coding region: 1-957 (318 amino acids)
Biological process (GO): endosomal transport
Cellular component (GO): BLOC-1 complex
Source: RefSeq, a predicted model, not a curated record